AGGCCAUAAUCCGUUCGUAUCAAAUGCGUGGUCAUCUUGCUGCGCAUCUAGAUCCUUUAGGUAUUACGUCUCCAGAACCCGGCAUAGCCAGACACAUUGUUUAUCAAAGGUACCUAGGUGAUAAAAGUAAGUCUGUUAGAUAUGUUAGGUCAGCGUUGUUCAGUCUUAGCUUGUAAAUUUGUUUAAAGUUGUUUUGUGUCCGUAUGAUCUCUUAUUAAUGAAAACGAUAAUAUUGCAUACGGUUCGACUGUUUACAAUUAUCAUACAUGUUGUUUUAAAUAUCGCCGGAUAUUAUAAAAAGCAUGCUUUUUCUUUACAGUAAAGAUGCAGCAUCCUGAUAAAUGCUAAGCAAAGACUGUAAUUUUAGGUAUUUCAACUGCCUAAUUUCAGCUAUUUAAAUAAGCAUCCCGAAUUUGUUUGUAUGAAAGCUUAUUAUUACUGUUCACACAUACCAAAACUUUGGAAUCUAGGUUUGUGUUUCGGGUUGGGUUUUGUAGGUCGUCUCCAUUGGAUCUAAUUCUGUUGUUUUUUUUACGAUAAAUAGUCUAAUUUGACUUUAAAAAUGCACUUCAUGAGUUCAGAAGAGAAGACUAGUAUUUAAAAUCGUCAGGUUGUUGUACUUUUGUCUAGAUGUUGUAAUAUCGGUGCAUGCUGUGAAUGGAAGUUUAUUUUGUUUGUUUUCUUAUGGGUAAUUGUGUUUAACGAUUAUUAUUCGUAAUUGUCACCAAUUUUAAUCAGUCUUUUGUUGUUUACAGGCGAGCCCGACCUGGAUAAGACGUUUAGGCUUCCACCUACCACACAUAUCGGAGGUGAUAAGCAGGAACUUACUCUACGAGAAAUCAUUAGGCGUUUAGAGAAUGUUUACUGCAAACAUAUUGGUAUUGAGUAUAUGUUUAUUAAUAGUUUAAAUAAAUGUGAUUGGAUAAGACGUAAAUUUGAAACACCUGGUUCAAUGGAUUUAUCAAUUGAAGAGAAACGUUUAAUAUUAGCUCGUCUUGUUCGUUCAACGCGUUUCGAAUCAUUUUUAGCAAAGAAAUGGAGUUCAGAAAAACGUUUUGGACUUGAGGGAUGUGAAGUUUUAAUACCAGCAAUGAAAGCUGUCAUUGACUCUUCGUCUGCUCUUGGUGUUGAAAGUUUUGUAAUUGGAAUACCACAUCGUGGAAGGUUAAACGUUCUAGCCAACGUUUGUCGUAAACCUUUAGAUGAUAUAUUUUGUCAGUUCGACUCUAAAUUGGAAGCUUGUGACGAAGGUAGUGGUGAUGUGAAAUAUCAUUUAGGCAUGAGUCAUCAACGAUUAAAUCAUAUGACAGGCAAGAUGAUUAAUCUUGCAGUAUGUGCUAAUCCAAGUCACUUAGAAGCUGUUUGUCCGGUCGCUCAAGGUAAAACCAAGGCUGAACAAUUUUAUCGGGGUGAUAGUGAUGGAAAGAAAGUUAUGUCGAUUUUAAUUCAUGGAGAUGCAGCAUUCAGUGGUCAGGGUGUUGUUUAUGAAACUUUCCAUCUUAGUGAUCUACCUUCUUAUACAACUAAAGGUACCAUUCAUAUUGUCGUUAAUAAUCAGAUUGGUUUUACCACUGACCCUCGUAUGGCUCGUUCAUCACCAUACUGUACUGAUGUUGCUAGGGUAACGAAUUCACUUAUUCUUCAUGCAAAUGCUGAUGAUCCUGAAUCAGUCAUGCAUGUUGCAAAAGUUGCUGCUGAAUGGCGAUCUGAAUUCGGAAAAGAUGUUGUAAUUGACCUUGUCUGUUAUCGUCGUUCAGGUCAUAAUGAAAUGGAUGAGCCAAUGUUUACUCAACCACUUAUGUAUAAACGUAUUCGUGAACAACCAACUGUAUUAGAACAAUAUAGUAAGAAGUUAAUUGAUAGUGGAAUUGUCACUGAACAGGAAUUUAAGGACGAAGUGGCUAAAUAUGAUCAGAUAUGCGAAGAUGCUUAUGAAUUAGCUAAAAAACGGACAGUUACACAUAAUCGUGCCUGGAUUGAUUCUCCAUGGCAAAAUUUCUUCGAAAAUAAAAAUCCGAUGUAUUUACCUAAUACGGGAGUCGAAAACAAUGUCUUAGAACAUAUUGGUCAUGCAAUUAGUGAACCUCCUGAAGGUAUGAUUAUUCAUCCAGGUUUGAAACGUGCACUCAAGGAGCGCAAAGAUUUAUUAGAACAGAAAACAGCUAAUUGGGCUCUUGGUGAAUUGUUCGCUUAUGGAUCAUUGCUAAGAGAGGGUGUUCACGUUAGACUAUCAGGUCAAGAUGUGGAACGUGGAACGUUUUCACAUCGACAUUGUGUUUUACACGAUCAGGAAGUCGAUAAGAAAACAUAUGUUCCGCUUAACCAUCUCUAUCCUACACAAGCACCAUUUACUGUAUGCAACUCGAGUUUAUCUGAAUACGCAGUAAUGGGCUUUGAGUUGGGUUACUCAUUGACAAACCCUGAAGCUCUCGUUAUAUGGGAAGCUCAGUUUGGUGAUUUUAACAACACUGCUCAAUGUAUAAUUGAUCAGUUUAUUUCUUCUGGUCAACAAAAAUGGGUACGUCAAUCAGGAAUAGUCCUUUUGCUUCCACAUGGUUAUGAAGGUAUGGGUCCAGAACAUUCUAGUGCACGUAUCGAACGAUUCUUGCAGAUGAGUAAUGAUGAGGAAAAUCAUGUCCCUGUUUAUAGUGAUAAUUUUGUCAUGCAACAGUUACAUGAUACAAAUUGGAUUAUUGCAAACUGUACUACACCAGCGAAUUUCUUCCAUAUUUUACGACGACAAAUUCUGCUACCGUUCCGUAAACCACUGAUUGUCUUCACUCCCAAGUCAUUAUUACGCCAUCCGGAUGCAAGAUCUCCGUUCUGUGAUAUGCUUCCAGGCUCAGAGUUCCAACGCUAUAUUCCUGACAGUGGUCCAGCUUCACAGAAACCUGAAAAUGUGAAAAAAUUAAUUAUCUGCAGCGGCAAAAUUUAUUAUGAAUUAGAUAAAGAACGCAGAUCGAUUAAUCGAGAGGCAGAUAUAGCUAUUAGCCGAGUAGAACAAUUGACUCCUUUUCCAUAUGAUUUGAUUCAACAAGAUUUAGAACGUUAUCCAAAUGCUGUUAUUCAGUGGGUACAAGAGGAGCAUAAAAAUAUGGGACCAUGGAGUUAUGUACAACCAAGAGUUAAUCAUUUAAUAUUUAGAACAAUGUCUAAUCGUCUUCACAAUAAAAUUUUAUAUGCCGGUCGACAACCUAGUGCUGCUACAGCUGCUGGGAAUAAAGCAAUGCACUUGAUGGAGAUCUCUCAUUAUUUGAAAAAUGCCCUGUCAUUAUCUUAGUUUUGACAGUUCCGUAAAGAUUUAUUUCGCUCUUAUAUGAAGUUUAUUAAUUAACUGAUUCUCUGAGAGACUUCUUUUAAUUGUCUUUUAGUUUACCCUAUUUGUCAUUUUGUCUCACUUUCCUCAUUAUUUAUCUUAACACUUAGAACUACUUUGUUUUGUUGUACGUGUAGUUGAUUAGAAUUUAUCACACUGAAUUGAAUGAAGAUAUUUCAACUAUAUGUAGUAUUGAAUUUCUCUGCUGUUAAUUAGUUGCUUUAUGUAGUUGAUUCCUUUCAUAAGUCGUUAACGCACCAUUCAUUUUCCUAAAUUUAAUAAUGUCCUCCAAGUUCAUUAACAAAUUAAAAAGUAUCGACGUCCUGGUUUUCUAUUGUUUGUCAAAUUUAUCAUCGGAAAUGAGCCUGUUCUAUUAAUUGUGUAAAGCAAUAAAUAGCAGUUUCAAAUAG
Molecule: messenger RNA, 3726 nt
Organism: Schistosoma mattheei
Lineage: Eukaryota; Metazoa; Platyhelminthes; Trematoda; Strigeidida; Schistosomatidae
Source: the annotation of a GenBank genome assembly